GAAGAAGAAGAAGAAGAAGAAGAAGAAGAAGAAGAGGAAGAGGAAGAGGAAGAGGAAGAGGAAGAAGAAGAGGAAGAGGAAGAAGCAGCAGCAACAGGCGGCAAAAAGUAAGCUCUUGAUAGUGUGUUGGAAAAAAGAGAUUUAGUUCUCGUCACUAUGGUUCCCAGCACUAUGCUUAUUUAUUGUUUGUCCUUCUGUUGUUUGUCCUUCUGUGCCCUGUGCCCUUCCACACCCUACAUCUCUUUUCUCUUCCAACGACUCUGGGAAUAACCUGAAUGGGGCGGUGAGAGAUAAAUCACAGACAUACAGACACACAGACAGAAGAGCUGUGGUCUCUGAUGGAGAGGCGCCUGCAUUGCUGAAACUCAGCACAAUUAUUGUAUACAGCUGAGGGAGGAGGCAAUUGGCUAAUCUUAGUAGAGCAGUCCCGGGCUGCGGUCAUCUGGGAGGAGGAAGCUGUGACUGUUACUUUUUAUGCACUGAUUUUAGAGUUAAUGAUCAACAGUUUAUCAGCAUCAGUAUCUGAAGCAGAGAGAGGCUUACCGUUCCCCUGAUGAAGAAGGCUUUGCCAUUCAUGUGUCCGAGAUGUUAGGGUCCUUGGCCUGACCAAGCUCUUGCUGGGAAUGCUCAUUCACGUGUGGGUAGGCUCACUCCUCAAAUCAUUUCAUCUGAACUUCUAAAACUUAACUGCAUAGUAUGGAAGCCAGUAAAUAGAUCUGACCCCUAAUCCUUUUUACUGGCUGAUCACAACAGAUCUCUGUUCUGAUUGAAAGGCAAGUAUUGACACAUAAUGAACCAAACCAAGCAAAACCUUUAAUAUAAAUAUUGGAACUUGAAAGGAGCAAAAAUCAAUCCCAAGGCAAACGUCACAUCUUCAUAGAGGUAAGGUAGGACAAGGUGAAGAGAAGAGGGAAAGAAGGAGGAGGGGGAGGGGAGAAGAGAAGGAGGAAGAGGAGGAGGAGAAGUCCACUGUGAUUUUUUCAUACUUUUAAUCCCAGUGCCAGAGAAGCAGAAGCAGGCAGAUCUGUGUGACUUUGACUGCACACUUUGUUUUAACCCCAUUCCCUUCCUCCUACCCCCCUUCUCUCCCCAAAAAUAAAUAGAGGAGAAGGAGAGGAAGGAGAGAGAGGAGGAGGAAGAUGUUAGUUAUCCUUCGCAUUUUUAAAAGUACAGAAUUAAAAUCCUCCUACAUCUUGAGGAACUAACACUCGGAAUAAUAAAAUUGUUUCAUGGUCCCAGGUGAGAACUCAGUGGGUAAACAUUUGCCCAGCAAGCAUGAGGAUGCAAGUUCCAUCCCUAGAACGUAUGUGAGUGUGUAAGGUCUAGUGACCUGUGUUUGUAAUCAAAGCACCGGAAAGGAUGAGGUAAAUGAAUCCCUGAGGAUGACUGGCAAAUAACUUAGCCUGCUUGGCAAGUAGAAGGCCACUGAGAGACCUUGUCUUAAAAGUAAGGUGGGGUUGGGGAUUUAGCUCAGUGGUAAAGCGCUUGCCUAGCAAGCGCAAGGCCCUGAGUUCGGUCCCCAGCUCCGAAAAAAAAAGAAAAAAAAAAGUAAGGUGGAUAAUCUGAACUGGAUAGUUUUAUGUCAACUUGACACAAGCAAGAGUCAUUUAGGGAGAACGACUCAAUUAAAAAAAGUGCCUCCAAAAGAUUUGCCUGUAGGCAAGUGUAUAGUGAAUUUUCUUAAUUACUGAUUGCUACGGGAGGGCCCAGCUUACUGUGGGUUGUCGCCACAUUUGGGAAGGUAGUUCUGGGAUGCUGUAAGAAAGCAGGCUAAGCCAGCUAUGAAGAACAAGCCAGUAAGCAGUGCUCCUCCAUUGCCUCUGCUUCAGUUCCUGCCUCUAGGUUCCUGCCAUGCUUGAGUUACUGCCCUCAUUUCCCUUAGCAACAGACUAUUACAUAGAAAAGUAGCAAAAUAAACCCUUGCCUAAUCAGGUUACUUAGUAAUAGUGUCUUAUCACACCAAGAAAAACCUAACUAAGACAUAUAGAGCUUGAAAAAUAGAAUCUAAGGUUGACCUAUGGCCUAUCCCCCCCUUUCUCUCCAGACAAGAGCAGUAUACCCAGAUUCAAGAUGCUAGAUCUUACUCAGUUCAGUGACACAACCAGUCAAUCUUUACUCUCUUCUCUCAAGGCAUACCUUAAGUGCCAGGAAAGCCAUUAAUUCACACCUAAGCAAUAAUUGACAUUUAAGUUAUGGAAUAUAUGCAUCUAUCCAGGAGUUCAGGGUCCCAAAUCAAUUAUCAAGGUCAACUCAAUAGCUUCAAGAAUAGAACACCAAAGUUAACAGAAAAAGUAUGCUCACAAAUGAAAAAGUAAUCAUAUAAGUAGUUACAUUUAUAAUCCUGUCUGGAGUAGUGACACACACCUCUAAUCUCAGCAUUUAGGAGGCAGAGGAAGGCAGAUCUCUGUGGUUUGAGGCCAGCCUGUUCUACAUAGUCAGCUCCAGGACAGCUAGAGCUACACAGUAAGACCUUGUCUCACAGUUAAUUAAUUAAUCCUAUCAAAAAUAUUUGCUGAUAUAUUUACAACAAGUAAAUAUGCACAUGCACACACAGGCAACACUAAUUGGAUGCAGUAGAAUAUUAAAAGAGGGUAAGGGCAUUAUAUUGGGAGGGGGACAUGCUCAGGAGGAGCUGGAGAUGAAAAAUGUUUGGUGGAUAUGAUUGUAGUACACUGUAUAUACGAAUGAAGUUCUCAAAGGAGAGAUGGAGAUAAGAAAAUAGAGAAAAGAAGUCUGCUUUGACAGUUACAAAAUCUCUUUAUGUUACAAAUACCAACUUGGGGUGUCAGCUGCCAUGUAGUGCAUGGGGUGCAUGUGCAUGAUGAAGAAACCCCAAAGCACCACGAGGGUUUGCAAGUAUGUGGGGAGAGAUGGGAGAAGAAAAGAAGGGAACAGCAGUGUGUACACUGUGGAAAGGAGAACAGGAGACUCAGGGUAGAGAGGAACAGAUUGAUGUGAGUAAUCUGCCUGCUACCUGGGGCCAUGGUGAAGUCCUGGUCUGUGCUGCUGCUGAGGGCCAUGCAAGGGGAUCUAUGUUAAAGUGUGUGGUCCAUGUUACCACAAAAGGCCAAGACAUUCCUGGUCUGGCUGCCUCCUAGAAUCAUCUCAAUGUCUGAAACCUGCUUAGAGUUAGUCCUGCCCCUCACCAGCUAAGACACUGGUUAGAGCCAGCCCUAUGCCUUGCCUGGGAAGCAUGGGUGAGCUGACUUGGAUUUUUAUGAGAGCUGAAGAGCUGGUCCUGUCCCUACCUCACUGAUUUUGUCUGUAUCCUCUCUAAAGAGUGUGUUUAUCACACACGUUUUUCUCUUCUUGUCCAAUAUCUCUGGUACUGUGUGGUUUUACAGCUUUGGGUGAAUGUUUCUUGGCAUUCUUUGCAUUCAAACUAUAAAGUGCACCAGAAGACAGCAUGUUUAAGAAAAAAGGUGAGGGUCUACAGCUAUACCACCCUGAAUACGCCUGGUCUCGUCUGAUCUCUGAAAAGAGAUGAGGAAUAUUCUCAGUGAGACAGUCCAGCAGUAGAUUGAACAUGGGAAUGAAUGUAACAGAAAACACAUUCAUCAGUUUACUCAGUUAAUAGGAAGCAAAAUUACAGAGAUGGCCUUCCACUAGGAGCAAUGUAGCACCAGUACUUGACCUCAUAUUAGAUUUGUGACUCAUGUCCAUGACCCAAUUUGUCAUGGAGAACAAGAGGCAAAUAAGACUUUAACUUGACCACAGAUGGAGGCAAAAACAUUUGCCAGAAAUGCUAAUGAGAACUUAGAUGCUGAGUAGAGAUGAUGCAGCAAUUGGGUUCAUGGCUUAGAUUCUGAGGUUACAGGGGAAUGCCCACUGUCAUUGAGCCAGCGUACUCCAUGUGGUUGUGCAAGGUUGCCCCUGAAUCAUCUGAUCAUUGCUGGACUUUGUGAGCUUUAGGCAGAGAGUACACAGACAUUGUCCUUCCUCUAUCAGGGCUUGGCCUGGCCCUCUAGCCUAGGCUUCUGUGAUUGUCUCAACUGGGCAGUGAUUGCCUCUGAGAUGUUAAUCAGAAAUGGAGCUGCCAUAUAGAUAAUCAUUAAGUACAAUUGUUCACAAACUUAAGGAGAGCAUUCCUUGGAUAUUCAAAUCAAAGUGGGGAAGUGGGUACUCUAUUCACUCUGAAGAUUCUCACACCAACACAAAGUAAUUUUGAGCUCACCCGGGAGGAAAAUGUGUAAUCUUUAAAAGUGAAAGAUUGUAUACUAUGAAGAUCGUAUACUACAUAGGCUCAAGAAAACCCUCAGUGAAUUAUUGAUUUCAGUGACAGAUCCAGCAACUCCUUUAGAAAGGAAAGUCUUUAGAAACAUUGAAGUGCAAUGUGACCAACAACCACGUGCAGUAGAUACUUCGGGGUGCUGGGGAGACACUAGACAAGGAGGGAGGCUGUGAAGAUCACAACUGAAAGCAGAGGGUGCUUCAGCCUCUCAUUAAUGAUUAAUGACUAAUGUACUGGAGUAACAAAGAAUACUGAGCUACUGAGCGGUCUGGCAAGAGGCUAAGAGAAGCCUGCUGAGGAAACACUGGAAAGCCUUACCUCAGGCACUAAGUUGCUAAUUAUCCAGAAGGAAAAACGACAAUGGCCACAGUGGUAGAACUGAGCCCUACAAGUGAGCAGUGUGAGUUUGUCCUAGGUCUGCCAGUGAAUAAGAAGACCCCUCCCCGGAAAGGACAUCGUGGCCAAGCUCUGGGAAAGGUGGAAGAGGAUAUAAUUUCACUGCUCUGCUCACUUCUUUUUCUACUACGGGUUCACUACAGGUUCUCAGCAUUUGAGGAUCCCAAAUUCACUAUCCCGAGUUUAUGUUCCAUGCGCUAUUCAAUAGCCUUCAUCGCACAUAUCUGCAACUUCACAUUGAUAGCACAGAAUUCCAUCAUAAGCAUCACCAUGGUAGCCAUGGUCAACAACACGGACCAGCCAUCCCACCUCAAUAGCUCUACUGAAUGGUUUCCUGAUGGUUUAAACGGUGAUCAACAUGAAGCUUCAAAGCAUCUUUCUAUAAAGGCCCCUGUGUAUAACUGGAGUCCUCAAACCCAAGGAAUCAUCUUCAGCUCUGUCCAGUAUGGCAUGAUGCUGAUGCAGGGUCCUGGCGGAUACUUGGCAGGGAAAUUAGGAACAAAGAAAGUGGUUGGAAUUGCUCUGUUGGGAUCGUCACUGCUCACUCUCUGCAUCCCACUGGCUGCCAAUCUUGGACUAGCUUUUCUCCUGGCAACUCGAGCAGUUCAGGGCUUAACCCAGGGCGCUGGAUAUGGGGGACAGUUUGCACUCUGGCAGAAGUGGGCUCCUCCAAAUGAACGCAGCCGACUCUGCAGCAUUGCCAUGUCAGGAAUGAUAUUGGGAAUCUUUGCUGUGCUCCUUGUGGGCGGCAUCAUUAGUGAAGCCCUCGGGUGGCCCUUUGUCUUUUAUAUCUUUGGAAGUAUUGGUGUGGUCUGCUGCCUUCUCUGGCUCAUUCUGGUUUAUGAUGACCCUGUCUCUCACCCAUGGAUAAGUAGCCCAGAAAAGGAGUAUAUUUUAUCCUCCCUGGACCAACAGUUCAACUCAGAAGAGCAACCACUUCCCAUCAAAGCUAUGCUCAAAUCUCUGCCUCUCUGGUCCAUGUGUCUUUGCAGUAUGACCCAUCAGUGGCUUGUUAACACCCUUAUAAUAUAUACUCCAACCUACAUCAGUUCUGUGUUCAAAGUUAACAUCAGAGAUAAUGGGCUCCUGUCUUCUCUUCCCUUUUUUGUUGCCUGGGUCAUUGGUAUCCUGGGAGGCCUGCUGGCAGAUUUCCUACUAAGCAAGAAUUUUAGGCUCAUAACUGUGAGAAAAAUCAUCACAAUCUUAGGAAAUACUCCCCCUGCUGCCCUUGUUGUGGCUCUGCCCUAUGUCCAAUCCAGCUAUAUUGCAACAACUACAUUUCUGACCCUUUCCUGUGGACUAAGCCCUCUAUGUCAGUCAGGAGUCUAUAUUAAUGCAUUAGAUAUUGCUCCAAGGUAUGCCAGCCUUCUCAUGGGAACAUCAAGAGGGCUCGCACAUUCAUCUGCUGUAAUGGUACCCAUUGUUGCUGGCUUUUUCCUCAAUCAGGUGCUUUAAUCCUGGACUUCAGUGCAACUACAGAAGAGAAUGACUGUCAUACAGCUGUGAUAAAACAUCAUGGCCAAAGCAUUGUGGGACAAAAAGAAUUUAUUUCACCCUACAACUCUCAGGCCACAGUUCAUCACCAAGAGAAGACAGUGCAGGAACUCCAGGCAGAAACUGAAGCAGAGGCCAUGGGGAGUGCUGCUUACAGGCUUGUUCUCCAUGGGUUGCUCAUGCUGCUUUCUUAUACAACUCAGCACCACCUACCUGCCCAAGGUUGGCACCACCCCAAGUGAUCCAGGUCUUCCAACAUCCAUCAUUAACCAAGAAAAUACUAUAUAAGACUUGUCUAUAGGCAAUCUGAUGGAAGCUUUUCUCAUCUGGAGUCCUUCUUUCCAGACACCUCUAGCCUGUGUCACCUUGACACAAUAAAUCAACCAGGACAAUGACCAAGGAGAAAACUGAUUGUUCCUGAGUAAUAAAAAUAAUUAACAUCACUAAACAGUCCAAAAAUGGCUUAGUAGCAUGGCAAAGGCCAAGCUAUGAGCAACAAGGGUGGGGUUCAGUCCUGAGCAGUCUAACCCAAGAGACUGCUUGAAGCUUCUACCACACACCAUCCAUGAAGGUGUGUUCUACUUGGAUCAGAAACACUUGCCAAAAGUCAACAAACUGUACCUGUUCUUUUAUUAAAUCUUUAUGACAACCCCA
Molecule: messenger RNA, 6775 nt
Organism: Rattus norvegicus (Norway rat)
Lineage: Eukaryota; Metazoa; Chordata; Mammalia; Rodentia; Muridae
Source: RefSeq, a predicted model, not a curated record